UAGUGUUAAAUUGAAGUGAAAAAUAGUAAUAAACGACAAUUGUGAACUACAAAUAUAUUGAAUGCAGAAUCCAGUUCGAGCUUUGCGGAAUUUAUUACAAUAAAGAUUAUUGAUUCGAGAAUAUCAAGUAUAUAUAUGCACACAACCAUUGAUGGUGUUUUUGAAAAGGCGGGAAGUGCCGAAGAUUGACGAGAUGUGUCGACUCAUCGUUCGAUGUAUCGUUCGAUGGACCACGUGCCAUCUGACUAUAGCGUUGUAGGUCACUACGGCGAGACGAUCGCGACGGUUGUUGGCAUUUGACAGUUGUUUUUGAUCAAUCGCGGUGAACGCUACGUACUUAUCUGCAUAACAUCAUGUUGAAAACAGUACUGUACAGCGUUUAUACGACGAGCGGCAUCGCCCUGAUAUUUCUCUUUGUGAUGGUUUGUGCCUUGAGCGAGAAAGUGAGAUAUCGAGCGAAAUUCAUCUUCUUCAUAGUAGGGAGCGCGCUAGCAGCAGGAUUAUGGAUACCGUUCAUGCUGUUCCGAAUUCGUAGCUGGAAAAAUGCACUAAUGCCAGCCAGAUGUGUAGUAACAAUAGCGAAAAUAAUCGGAAUCAAAUUCCGUUUUCGCGGUAAAGAGAACAUCCUCAAAGAUUCAGGUUGUGUCGUGCUCAUUAAUCAUCAGAGUUCACUAGAUCUUUGUGUUUUAGGUGAAUUAUGGUUAGCGAUGGAGAAUUGCACAGUUAUUUCUAAAAAAGAGAUUUUGUAUCUUGGACCAUUCGGUCUCGCGAGUUGGCUUUGGGGAACAGUAUUCAUUGACAGAAAAAACGUCGAAGAAGCCCAACGAAUUAUUAACGAUACAGCGGAAUCUAUUCGUUUAGCAAAGCGGAGACUUCUUCUAUUUCCCGAAGGACAUCGACAUUCGGGUAAUUCGUUGCUUCCUUUUAAGAAAGGUGCUUUUCAUGUCGCAAUUGAAUCCCAAAUGCCGAUUCAACCUGUUGUUGUGUCAAAGUACUAUUUUUUAGAUGGCAAAUUAAAAAGAUUUUAUUCAGGUACUAGUUAUAUUACAGUCUUACCGCCUAUUCCUACCGCGGGUUUGACUAAAAACGAUCUUCCAAAACUUAUGGAACAAGUGUACGAAGUUAUGAACAAAACUUUUGUAGAAUCUACGACGGAAUGUCUCGAAGAACAAAUACAAAGUUUUAAGCGUGAGUAAUAAGAAUGAUGUGGAAUGAUUAGCAUCCGAAAUGUAAUCUGAAUCAGUUGGUGAAUUUGCAAUUGACGAAUUCGCAAGAUGAUACCCGUAGAUUGAUGCAGGAAGAUUACAUGUAGGAAUGACUUGCAUUGUGUUAACAAUUUUCAUGGGCGUGGUCUUUUUCAGUACGUUCUUUCGCAUAUAUUUAUGUAGAAAAUUUAGCUCUUAAUUUAGUAAGAUUUAUUUAGAGUUUUAUAUGUCACGGUUCCGGCGAUUGAUUAAUGAUAAAAUUAUUUCUCUUGGCUUUACUAUAAUAACGAUAUAAAUGUAAGAUAUGUCAUAUCAAUCACAUUGUUCUUCCAUUACUUUCUAUACGAGUUUAUUUUUAACAAUAAAUAUCAUCGCGAAGAAAAAUUUUUUGCAAAACUCAAACGAUCAUCAAUUUGUACUUUUUAUAGCUCUCGCAGAAAAAUAAUUUAUAUAAUUGAGAUUUUCUCUUGAUUUCUAAGUUCUAUAAUAUCGUGCAAAAUAUGACGUAUAUUUCUAAUGGACAUGGAAAAUUGUACAGCAAUAGCUGUAAAAUCAUACAAUGUGUAUAAAUCAUCCUAUAUAUUUAUGUAUUCCAACGUGUACAUAUAUUAUAUUAUAUUAUAUGA
Nylanderia fulva is the source of this 1831-nucleotide messenger RNA. RefSeq names its product 1-Acylglycerol-3-phosphate O-acyltransferase 2. Gene Ontology annotation, molecular function: 1-acylglycerol-3-phosphate O-acyltransferase activity. The record is from RefSeq and is a predicted model, not a curated record. Lineage: Eukaryota; Metazoa; Arthropoda; Insecta; Hymenoptera; Formicidae. Gene Ontology annotation, biological process: phosphatidic acid biosynthetic process. Gene Ontology annotation, cellular component: endoplasmic reticulum; membrane.